This is a messenger RNA of Otolemur garnettii (small-eared galago), 458 nucleotides long. RefSeq names its product histone H2A.J. NCBI's taxonomy places the organism in Eukaryota, Metazoa, Chordata, Mammalia, Primates, Galagidae. Gene Ontology annotation, cellular component: nucleosome. The annotation marks the transcript as partial. Gene Ontology annotation, molecular function: DNA binding; protein heterodimerization activity; structural constituent of chromatin. The transcript has a single exon. The record is from RefSeq and is a predicted model, not a curated record.
CGGUGUGGCACGUUGAGUUCCCACGACAGAGCGGAGUUGCUGGGUUGUUUUUUUUUCCCCUCUCUCUCCGGUAUUUUAGGCUAGAGGUAAACAUGUCUGGUCGCGGAAAGCAGGGCGGCAAAGUGCGGGCCAAGGCCAAGUCCCGCUCCUCCCGCGCGGGCCUGCAGUUCCCAGUGGGCCGCGUGCACAGACUGCUGCGCAAGGGUAACUACGCCGAACGAGUGGGAGCCGGGGCGCCGGUCUACCUGGCGGCGGUGUUGGAGUACCUGACCGCGGAGAUCCUGGAGUUGGCUGGCAACGCCGCGCGUGACAACAAGAAGACUAGGAUAAUUCCUCGCCACCUGCAGCUCGCCAUCCGCAACGACGAGGAGCUAAACAAGCUGCUGGGGAAAGUGACCAUCGCUCAGGGCGGCGUCCUGCCCAACAUUCAGGCGGUGCUGCUACCCAAGAAGACAGAG